Molecule: messenger RNA, 1975 nt
Organism: Pimephales promelas (fathead minnow)
Lineage: Eukaryota; Metazoa; Chordata; Actinopteri; Cypriniformes; Leuciscidae
Source: RefSeq, a predicted model, not a curated record
AUCUAUCUGUGCAAUUAUCAUCAAUCUGAGGCUUUUCUGACCACAGAGAUCUGUUCUGUAAAGCAAACACAGUUUACCAGGGGAUCUAGAUGUCAUUGACAUCUGGGAUUGUUGUGUUGAAAGAGAAUUGUCCAUUUCCUGUGUGGAAAUCCUAGUGUGUUAGAAGUAAAAGAUUUCCAAUGGGUUUAAUAGUCUGUUUUUGCUCUGUUCCCCUCUCUCUUAGAUCUAUUUACGUUUCCUAGACUACGAGAUGCAGAACUCCAAUGAGUGUAAACGUAAUUUCGUGGCGGUGUACGACGGCAGCAGCUCGGUGGAAGACUUGAGGAAUAAGUUUUGCAGCACGGUGGCCAACGAUGUCAUGCUGGUGUCCGCGCUGGGAGUAGUUCGCAUGUGGGCCGACGAGGGCAGCCGAAAGAGCCGUUUCCGGAUUCUCUUCACUACCUUCCAAGAGCCUCCCUGUGAGGCAGAUGCUUUCUUUUGCCACAGUAACAUGUGUAUCAACAACACGCUGGUGUGCAACGGAGUCCAGAACUGCGUCUACCCUUGGGACGAGAACCACUGCAAAGAAAAGAGGAAAGCCAACAUCCUGGACAACCUCAAUAACACCAACGGCACCAUCAUCGGCGUGACGUGCUGCAUCGUACUGAUCCUACUUGUCAUAUCUGUGAUCGUUCAAAUCAAGCAGCCACGGAAGAAGUACAUCCUGAGGCGGGAAGACUUUGACCCCACCAUGUUCCAAGAGGUGUUCCAGGAGCCACCGCAUUAUGAACUGUGCACUCUCCGCAGCGCGGCGGCCACAUCCGCGGACCUGGCCGAGCUGGCCGAGGACUUUGAGAGCUACCACAAGCUGCGGAGCGCCUCCUCGCGCUGUGUCCACGAGCAUCACUGCGGUUCCACGCAGUUGUCCAGCAACAAGGGCAGCCACACCAACCUGUGCGCCCGCGAGGCGGCGGCGGCGGCGGCCAUCCUGACGGACCUCCCGCCACAACCCAUGCGGCCGCUUCCUCCCCAAACCAACCGCAGGAACAUUCUGGUAAUGAGACACACCUACUCACAAGACGCCGCAGAUGCCUGUGACCUAGAUGAUGACCUGGAGGAAGUGCCCACCACUAGCCACAGGCUGUCCAGACAUGAGAAAGCAGUGCAGCGGUUCUGCCUCAUUGGGUCUCUAAACAAACAUGAAUCUGAGUACAACACAACUAGGGUGUAACAGACAAUCUGAAGACAAAAUGUCAUCUGAAGUGGAAGGCACAAAGGCUAUUACAUCCUAGACUUCUCUGUACUGACAUCUUGUGGAAGCAGCCUCUAAGAACUUGAAGGGGUGCAACAUAGUGACAAGUUUGCUUUUUUAGAAUUUGAUGGGGGAUAUCUUGUUCUAAAGCUGAUACUGUGAAGCUCUUGGGGACUAAAAAGCAUUUUUCAGACACUGGACUGAAACUCUACAAACUGAUGUACAUUUUUCAUUCAGUGGAAUAUGAAUCAGACAUGUUUUUGUUUCCUCUGAUUUGAUGAUUGUAAUGUUCAGAUUAUUUUUCAAUACAAAGUGUAAUGUCCUGAGUAUAGGUGCAUAACCUUUUUACUUUGCAGAAAUCAAGACCUUUAAAAUAUUGCCAAACCAUUCAUUAAGAUACUUGAACCUAGUUUGUAAUCCUCCAGGUCAGGGGUGAUUUUACUGUGACUAUUGCCUAGUUAGAUGUAUCUGACUAGCAUCUCAGAUGUUAAAACACGUGACUUGUUCUCUUAAUGUUCAACAUUAAGGUCAGUUAUGGUCAUGUCUAUGCAUACAGUAAAAUAUACUAUGUGUGCAGAGCAAGAUUUUCAACGAAUUGGUAUCAAGUUGCUUACUGAUAAGAAAUGUCAGAAUAUUUCCCUUCUAGAUUUGAGAAACAGAAACUUAUUAAUUUGACACGCAUUUAGUUAAUAUGUUUGAUUGAUGCUGGACACAUUGAUUUAAAUAAAGUGAAACAAAAGUGUU